Molecule: messenger RNA, 2533 nt
Organism: Marmota monax (woodchuck)
Lineage: Eukaryota; Metazoa; Chordata; Mammalia; Rodentia; Sciuridae
Gene: Phldb3
Product: pleckstrin homology like domain family B member 3
Exons: 16
Coding region: 307-2238 (643 amino acids)
Source: RefSeq, a predicted model, not a curated record
GCUCCCUCCUCUCUCCAGAGCUGUUGGACCUGUUGUCCCCCCCUCCACUUCCGGGCUGCUGGGGAGGGGGACGGGCGGCCUCUCCUCCUCUUCACAGCCACCUGUCUCUGUGGCAGAAGCUGCAGUGCCGGGAGCGCGGAGCGGAGCGAGCUGGCCCAGCCUCCCCGAGCACUCCGCGAGGCCAGGCCGUCGGGUGCGGCGCCGAAGACCCUAGGCCACGCCCCACGCUUCCAGGCCACGCCCCACGCUUCCAGGCCACGCCCCGGAGCCAGGACCACGCCCACCCCGCAGGAGUCCGAAGCGGCCAUGGGGACUCCCAGUAGCCCGGAGGAGAGGUCCGGGUCCCCGCCGGUCCCCGAGUGCGACGCAGAGGUUCAGCCCCAAGGGGCCUCCCAGCCCCAUGAUCACCCCGAUGAGCCCCGCGAACAGGAGGCGCCCGGGGUCCCGGCGGAGCUUCCUAGCGGCCAAGGAGUUGAGCAGCAGACUGAGGAAGAGGAAGAAGUGGGAGAAGGCAGCAGCACUGAGAGCAGCCGGGAGGAGCCCGAGGGCGCGCCUCGGGCACAGACGCCGGCCUCGCCCUCCACCUGCACCCCUUAUGGGGAAGGGGUGAGAGCAGCCCGGAGGAGGCUCCAAGCCCAGAAGCUGGAGGCAGUGACACGUGUUGCCCUGUUGGAGCAGAGACUGAAGGAGCUUCAGCGUCAAAAGAAGGAGCUGAGGAUCCAGAUGGAGGUGGAGGUGGCCCUGAUACGGGGUGAGCUGGCUGGAGAGCGAGUGGCCCUGCGGCGGGAGGAGGAGCAGCUCCGAGAGCUGCUAGGGCAGCAGGUGGUCGAGGAGCCGGGCAGCCAGGAGCGGGAACAGGAACAGAGGCAACUAAGGCAGGAGCGGGACUGCGUGGAGGGUCUCCGCCACAGACUUCAGGAGGCCCAAGGACAGCUGGACUCCCAGCCAGAGGACCAGCGAGAGCGACUUCUGCAGGGGGUACAGGAGAUGAGGGAACAGCUGGAUGUGGCCCAGCGCGCUUAUGAGGACCUGGAGUUCCAGCAACUGGAGCGGGAGAGCCGGCAGGAGGAGGAGGAGCGGGACCACCCUGGGCUCCAGCUGCCGGACCCCAAGGUCCAGGAACUUCAGGCCAGUGUGGCCCAGCACAGGCGCCGGAUCCAGGUCUUGGAGGAGCAGCUCAAGUCUCUGGGGGAGCAGAUGGUGGCUGAGAGCCGGGGGCUCAGCCAGGAGAAGGAGGAGACCCGUCGGGCCCUGGCCCAGGAACAGAACCGAUUCCUCGAGCUUAACCGCCUUCAGGAGACACCUGGUGGGGACUUCUCUGAGCCCAACCAAGCUCUCACAAAGCUGCUGUUCACCCAGAAGACAGACCGGCAGCUGCUAGUGCUUCAGGAGCCCACCAGCCACUCUGCUGCCACCUCUACCUCUUCCUGCCUCUUCUCUGUCCACAGCUCCCUGCAGGGCUCCUUUGGUCUCCAGAGGACUGGAAGCCUGCCCCGGAGAAGAGGAGAGAGAGGGAGCCAGAGAGGAUCCCCACGACCUCUGUCCCUCCAUUGUACUGGACCCCUUGAGGCCUCGACUCUCACACCAGCAGUGGAGGCCUCUGGGAGACACCCGCUCUAUCAGCUGCUAAACUGUGGCCCUGGGAACAGCUGCAGGGCCACCCUCCACCCAGACAUCGCUCACAUGGAGAAGCUUCUGCAUCAGGCGAUCGCAGAGAGGGAGCGGCUGAUCAAGGCCAGGGAAGGAAUGAAAAAGAGCAGAGAAAGUUCCUCAGGCCCAGCUCUUCCUGCCAUCAUGGCUCCACCCGCGCCCCCACCCCGCCCUCCAGGCCCCCGCGUCCUGGAUCUCCGGCAGCACCUGGAACGGUGGGGCCACAACCCAGAAAGCUGUCCUCAUGUGCGCGUGUCCUGUGGCUGCUGCCGAGGACCCCUGGUGAAGAUGGGUGGCCGCAUCAAGACCUGGAGGAAGCGCUGGUUCUGCUUCGACCGCCAGGCACGUCGCCUGGCCUACUAUGCAGACAAGGAAGAGACCAAGCUCAAAGGUGUCAUCUACUUCCAGGCCAUUGAGGAAGUCUACUAUGACCACUUACGCUGUGCCUUCAAGAGCCCCAGCCCUCGCCUGACGUUCUGUGUCAAAACCUACGAACGCCUUUUCUACAUGGUGGCCCCGAGCCCCGAAGCCAUGCGCAUCUGGAUGGACGUCAUCGUCACCGCCGCGGAUGAGAACCACGCCCCCUGAGCGGCCCCGCCCACCCGGGGACGUCCUGGCGAAGCUCCGCCCCACACGCAGUAGUGCUCCAAGGCCCCGCCCAUUCCAGAAACGGGGGCCCGCCCCUUCUGAACUCUCCCGGGAACCCUGCGGUGGCUGCGGCUCAGCUGGCCUGAGUCGCGGCUCUCCGUGCAGCUGGGGUGGCCCCGCGACGACGGGAUCGCCAGUCCCGGGGCCCUGCCUGGGGCAGGAGGACGAUUUCAGGGUGGGAAGAAACUAUUUAUUGGUGCUCCUGUGAAACCGAAUUAAACACGGCGGAAAAACA